CUUUUCUUCGGAAAAAAAAUCGGCUACAAUGAAUCGGUAGUAUCCUCUAUUCUGUGCGUCAGAAUUUCAGUUUUUUGCGAGUGAACAAGAGAAGGUUUUUUAGAGAGAGAGAUGGAAAAGGAAUCAAGCCAUCCGGUGCCAGGAAUCAGUCGGUCUUUUUAUUCUCAAUGGAAUGCUCUGUGUUGUACUACAUCCUACCAAUAUCCGAGAUGUAGCUCAUCUGUGGCAACAACAUACACUGAUCGAAAGAUCUGCCGACGUGUGAGCAGGAGAUCCCGAAUCCGUUCAUUUUAUGUUUUGAGAUUUUUUUUGGUUUCUUUUCGCCCCAACCGGCGCUAAUAGUACUUACUUUGUUUGGACGAAGAUUGAGUCUUUUCCAGCAUAAUAGUAUAUAUGGAUAUAAGCUGCUCUUCUAACCUAACGCUCAUUUGUAGCAGGUGUCUCAGGUUGUAUCAAGAACCUUUUGUUAUCGCGUAUAGAUACGUAUAAUUUGCACCGUCUCAGUGUAUAGUGUUGAGGUAAUCCUAGUAAGAUUACAUUUGCACCGUGGUCUCAGUUUACAGUGUUGAUGUCAUCCUUCUAGGACAGUGAUCUAAUUUUCAUCUCCACCUAAGCGCAACUGCGUCGAACCUAAGUCAAGUGUGCCUCUCAUAGGUACCAAAAAGACUAAAAAGAUGGACACGGGAGAUCAGGAUAUGGGCAGUUGCCCGAUGUCGAUUUCUUCCGUCACCGAUUCGACACAUGAUACCUCAAACGAACACGAGGUCUCACAGAACAACAUCCAUAUUCGAAAGCCUUUCCUCCAACCAAACGUGAGAACGGAUAGAAAGGAUAAGGAACGUACUAUUUUUGGCAGUUGAUUGUUGGAAUUAGUCACCCAAUAACAAUAUAGCCAAACAAGGGCCGAUUCUUGACUUAGUGGUCGUCACUGACAGAAAGUGAUUGCACGACUUAGCUAUAAGUUGUAAGUCUCAUGCAUGGAUUCCCUGGAUUAGUCUCAUGCAUGGAUUCCCUGGAAUUAGUCGCCCAAUAACAAUAUAGCCAAACAAGGGCUUCAGCCAGGGAUUGUUUCGAAGUUUUAAUAGACUGCAGACCUCCGCAUUCGUAAGUAUUUACUACUGGUACUGGAAACUAUGAUUUUCCCCAUCUGCUUCUACAGGACCCAUCCCUCUGGUAUGGGACACACAGGGAGCGCAGGUUAGCCGACAAGUGCUGAAAGAACGUGAUUUUGGGUUCGCGGUGAAAGAAACUGGUGUCCCAGGCGGUCUGCAUCCAAUUCAGAGCGGGACAAAUUUAUGAACAGGGUACCAGCAACUGUAGAAUUGGUACGAGUACUCUAGAUUUGGGGUAGUAUUACUAUUAAGAGGUUGGUGGAGGGUCAUGGAUGCAUAGGUAAGAGUAGGAUCAUGGCUGCAUAGGAGGUAAAAGAGUCUCCUUUAGAGAUGGCCGUCUAGCUGCUCCUACAGGUCCUCAGUUGGUAAAAAUACUAUAAUUGUCAAUAUGUUGACGUAAACGUAUUCUGCUCUUCAAAAAAAGAAGGUACAGGGUGACUGAAAGGCCUCUAGAACGUUAGAAUGACGUAAAACGAGGUUCCAUGACAUGAUUAAGCCUGCUUUUGUUCUUCAUUCCCGAGUCUCGGUAGCGGCUCGCAGGGAUCCGAACCGUCUGCCCAAGUGCACGCACUCUACGAAGGCAGCGUGAUGAACGAUAUUAUACUCAGCGUGCGCAGACCAGACGGAGUCUCUGAAAACCUGUGGCUGGCAAAUAAUUUCGUCAAGAUAUUGAAGGAGGUACUUCUUCUGGUGAAUUUAUAAGAUAAAUAUUUUGAUAGGACUACUGAAUUUCAGAUGUGAAGGAGGUACUAACUUCUUCCAAAUUUAUGAGAUAUAUUUGCAUAGGACUACUGAAUUUCAGAUGUGAAGGAGGUACUAACUUCUUCUAAAUUUAUGAGAUAUAUUUUUGAAGGAUGUACUUCAAGUUGUUUUGAUUGGUGAAGAUACUGACGGAGGUAUUAGUUCUUCACCUGUUAUAUCAGAAUCUAUGUCGUGCGGGGAUAUUGCAAGGGGAUGACCACGUAACACCUUCAUAGCGUCAUGAAUUAUCUCAAUCUGUCCCAACUACAGACUUCUAUGGUCUCGUCAUUUAUGAUGAACGGCUGCUGCACGGAAGCCGCGUGUCCAGUGAUGAGGGCUGGUGCCCAUACGUACUUGUGGCAAGACAAUUUCGAGGAUGGAACCACCAAGAGUGGAAUCGAAUUGAAUGCACCAAAAUUUAUGGCACAAGAGAAGAUGUUGUUUCAAUGUUGUUUGCAUGAAUUUGUUGUAGCUAGUACGUUCGAUUCGGACGGCGGAUCACAUCCUAAUCCUAAUCCUUUCUAGAAAGAAUCACAAAGUACUAGUAGUUUGUUUCCCCUGCAGCUGAUAAAGAGUGAUAAGUAGUUUGUUUCCCCUGUCGCAAGUAACAAAAGGUGUUGUUAAUCAUGUCAAAGUACUCCGCCUCUUCCUCUUUCAUGCCCUACAUCAAAGCUGUCCUCGAUUCGGCACAGACGAUGAUCAGCGAUCCUCGCGUCUUUCCCAGUACGCCAGAAGGUGCAUUUCCAGAAUGCUUUAGGGAAUUGGUACGUUUUUUCCAGUUUGUGUAGUCAAUGAUCUUCUAGGUCAUGACCGAGAGUGAUCCACGCAGCUUCUGCAUGUGGCUGAUUUAUAACUUUCAUCUCUCUCUAGGAACACUCUUGUACCAUAUAUGAAGUCUUCAUGAAGAUGAUGAUACAAGUGACACAGUGGCACUGCACCACGAAUACAACGUAGGAGGUUUCUUCACCUUCCUUUUGCUGCGUAAAACUAUACAGGUAGUGCCUCAGUUCCGAAGGUUCUUUCGGUGCUAUUGCCACUUCUACAGACAUCACUUGCAUCAGAUGGAGCAACUGGGAGUUGAGAAAAGAGUGAGAUUUUGCGCAGCGUUUUGCUGCCUCUUUUGCCGUGAAUUCAACAUGUGCUCGGACACUGAAUACGACACGAUUCAGCCACUAGUAGACCAGUGGCUCUCAGAGGCAGGAUGCAAAUAAGGCAAGUUUAGAAAGUACAUAAGUUGUUAGAGUGCCUAGUGUAGUCUAUGUCUAUCAUUAUUGCUUUUUCUUUUCCUAGUUAGUUUGGCUCCACCCAUAUUAUUGCAAGGAGGUAGUUGACCGCCACAGUCCUUUUACUGUUUUGGGAAUAUAGUUCUAUAAUUGUUCUUGCAGUACUAGUACAUGUUUUUAGUCGGUUCAAUUUUUGUGCAUACUCACCGUAGUUGGAACAGUAAGUAAAGACGUAACUCCUUGAUACAAAAGUUUACUCAUAUCGGAAUCCAUACUCAUAGUACAUGGCAUGUACGUAAGUGACUGCGGAUAGUAGACGAAGUAGCAAAUUCGUAAAAUACUGACUUUGAAACGUCCUAGGUAAAUCUCAUAUUGUUAAUUUUUGCAUAUUCUUGUACAGUUUUUGUAUUUCAUCUAGGAAAAGCAUGUUUGUUCAGGAAUGGUUCAAGAUGAUUUACAGUCAUGUUUGACUUCUGCAUAUGAUAUGCCAUAUACAUAGUACAGAUUCUUCGUGUAUGGGAAUCGACGAAUGCCCGGGUGAGCAGCGAUGUCUCUCAGCAUGAGGAAACACAAAAAUGCAGCAAGUGAGUAACACAAAAAAGCACAUUUCUUUGUACUUAGCUUCCGUAUACUGGCUUCUGUGCGAAGGUACCACAGAGGCAUAGCUUCUUGAACAUGAUGACAUUCUUGAUGAUCGAUGAAAGAGCAUCCUGGAUAAUAGUUGCACAUGCAGAAAGAAAAAAGGUUUUGCAUCUAUUUCAACUGCUGGCGCGGUUGAGGAAACGGGAGUAAGACUAGACAGUAUUCCUCCGCCCCGUCUGACUUGGCGCUUUAAAGUGAGAACUGUCACACUCACACCGUGCAUUGUUGCCACCAGGGCAGAUAGAAGUGCAAGAGGUGUCCUGUUAUUACCGUCUGCAAGAUGGC
Amoebophrya sp. A25 is the source of this 4003-nucleotide messenger RNA. NCBI's taxonomy places the organism in Eukaryota, Dinophyceae, Syndiniales, Amoebophryaceae. The record is from the annotation of a GenBank genome assembly.